AUGGAUCACUUCGAACGCAACUUUUGGGAUCUGCCUGACGUGGCUGCCUCUCAGUAUGGGUCUGGCGCGGCUUGUUAUGCCUGGCCCUUUGGAGACGUCCUGGGGGUGUUUUCCUCGAAGGACAUCAUGGACCACUUACUAGGAGCGCCCUUGCCGACCCCGAAGAGACAGUGUGUUCGACCUGUGAAUGGCCUCUCAUGGAGUCAGCCAAGGCCUUUGUAUACAAGUUACUUGACUCCCUUUGUUGAAACGAGACCAUCGGAUUUGGACGCUGCUCCAUCGUUGACCUCUUCUCCGCCUCACGAAAAAAAGACGAUAUCACAUUCGCCCGCUCCAGUGCCUCCUUCAGUAAGCCAAGAAUUCAAGAGCGCUCUCGGCCCCAUCACUGUUACCUUCCUGGCGCCGCAGGUAACCUCCUCGCCAACUGUUCCCUCACUCCCCGCCCGCAGAAGGAAGAACGCCCACUGUCAUCUUUGCGACAAGCGCUUCGAGAAUCGCUACAAGUUAAAGAUGCAUCUCAAUACCCACACGGGGGCUCGACCCUUCACGUGCGAUGUGUGCGGGAAAGGCUUCAUGCGACGGACCACCCUCAACGCCCAUCGGAUCAUUCACGACGCCUCUCAGUUCUCGUGUCCCACCUGCAACCGCACCUUCAAGCGCUCGUCCGAAAGGCUUAUCCAUAUCUUACUGAAGGUGUGUCUGCGGAAGCAAAGGAUCCUUCGUCGGACAGUCAGUGGUUGGUUUUGUGAUGUCUGCAACGAGAGCGUUCCCCUGCCGGAGGAACAUCAGUGUCCUGUCAAAGGUCGACGCCGUCAGUGUCCUGUCUGCGGGAUGGACUUCGGCAGGCAGCGCGACCACAAGAUGUUGACUCAUGUCCGCCAGGAUCACCCAGAGUUUCUCGCCUCGUUGUAA
Molecule: messenger RNA, 912 nt
Organism: Penaeus chinensis
Lineage: Eukaryota; Metazoa; Arthropoda; Malacostraca; Decapoda; Penaeidae
Product: zinc finger protein 628-like
Exons: 1
Coding region: 1-912 (303 amino acids)
Biological process (GO): regulation of DNA-templated transcription
Molecular function (GO): RNA polymerase II cis-regulatory region sequence-specific DNA binding; DNA-binding transcription factor activity, RNA polymerase II-specific
Source: RefSeq, a predicted model, not a curated record